AAAAUUAAAACCAGACGCUAAAGCAGCCACAAGAACGGCAGAAGAGGAACAUGGGUUACCUCCUUCAAAUCCUGCUCGCUCUGUUCAUUUCUGUCAUCGGGGGCCUCUACCUGCUGGGGGCUUUUCGUCGCAGACGGCCCGGAGAACCUCCUCUAGACAAAGGCCCAUUUCCCUGGCUUGGCCAUGUGCUGGAAUUCAGGAAAGACACAGCAAAAUUCCUACAGAGAAUGAAAGAAAAGCAUGGUGAUAUAUUCACGGUGCAGCUUGGAGGCUUUUAUUUUACUUUCAUCACAGAUCCACUUUCCUUCGGCUCAGUGGUUAAAGAAGCAAGAGCAAAGCUGGACUUUACUAAGUUUGCAGAGGUACUGGUUGCAAGAGUAUUUGGUUAUCAUUCAAUGACAGAUGAACACAAGGCUCUCCAGACAUCAAGCACCAAACAUCUCAUGGGAGAUGGCCUGGUUGUCAUGACUCAAGCCAUGAUGAAAAAUCUCCAGAAUUUGAUGCUCCACAGUGUCGGAUCUGGAGAUGAAAAGGCAUGGCAAGAAACAGGACUCUUUGCUUACAGCUACAACAUUGUCUUUCGUGCUGGCUAUCUUGCGCUGUUUGGUAAUGAGUCACCCAAAGGAGCAGGAUCUUUAGAAAAAGCUAAGGAAAUUGACCGGGAACACUCAGACGAACUUUUUUGGGAGUUCAGAAAAUAUGACCAGCUCUUUCCCAACCUGGCUUACGGUGUCCUGGGACCGAGUGAAAAGAUGGAGGCAGAGCGUUUAAAGAAAUUGUUUUGGAACAUGCUUUCAGUGAAGAAGAUGAGCACCAAAGACAAUAUCAGUGGCUGGGUGCAGGACCAACUGCAGAUCAGGGCUGAAAACGGCAUGUCUGAGUCCAUGCGUGAUCGCUACAUGUUUUUGCUUCUGUGGGCAUCACAAGGAAACACGGGCCCGGCCGCCUUCUGGCUGCUUUUGUAUCUGAUGAAGCACCCUGAUGCUAUGAAAAAUGUCAAGAAAGAAGUCGAGGAGGUUUUACGAGAAACUGGGCAAGAGGUGAAACACGGUGGACCAUUGAUUGACCUGACCAGAGAUAUGCUCCUCAAAACUCCCAUCCUAGACAGUGCAGUAGAAGAGACGCUCCGUCUAACAGCUGCCCCUGUCCUUACAAGAGCCGUUCUUCAGGAUAUGACCAUCAACAUGGCCAACGGACAACAAUACAACGUUCGUGAGGGUGAUAGAGUAGCGGUUUUUCCCUACACUGCCAUUCACAUUGAUCCAGAGAUUCAUCCAGAUCCCCACACCUUCAAAUACGACCGUUUUCUCACAGCAGAUGGAAACAAAAAAACUGAAUUCUACAAGGGCGGAAAGAAACUCAAGUACUACAACAUGCCCUGGGGAGCAGGAACCACCAUGUGUCCCGGGAGAUUCUUUGCCACAAAUGAGCUCAAGCAGUUUGUUUUUCUCAUGUUGACAUACUUUGACUUUGAGCUGAAAAACCCAGAUGAAGAGAUUCCAGGUAUUGAUAUCAGAAGGUGGGGGUUUGGCUCCAUGCAACCAACUAAAGAAGUUCAAUUCAGAUACAGACUCAGAUUUUAAAACUUCAUCAUAUUAAAAAAAGACAUCAUAUGAACUGAUUUCAUUUUUAAUUCAUGAAAGAUGGCUUUCCACGUAUAUAUUAUCCUGUGCAUUUGAACUUUGAGGUUGCUGGAGAAAAGUUAUUGUGAUCUCUAUUAUUAUUGUGUCCUCUAUUACAAUGUCCUCUAAUACUCCAAAGUGAUGUUUUUACAAAAUCUCACAGAGAACAUGAGUUUGUGUCUUUUGUGUUACAUAAAGAAUAUAACUAUGUGAUAACAGACUAAACAAACUGUACUCCGAAUAUAUACUAUAUGCCCUAGGCUACUCUGUAGAUCAUUAUCUUGUUUUAACAUACCAUAUAUAAUGUGCUUUUGCCCAUGUGUUAUUUAAGAGACAAAGUAGAAUCUAGAUAAACUUCUUAAACUCUCUAAAUUUCUAAAAUACUUACAGUGUGCUUUCUGGGGGUCAUUCAGUAACAUUAACUAAAAUAAAAUACUUGUAAACAAGAAUGCAAAGUUCAAGGUCAGGGUGAAUAUUAUUUCCAAUGUAUACCAGUAUACAAAUUAUCCUGAAGAUUACUGACUGGGCAGAAAAAUAAGUGUAUUUUAAUUUCACAGAGGAGUGUAAGUAAUAUUUAAGAAACAUUUGAUGUUUGCCAUAAAUGGAGUGACUAUUUACACUAAUAGAGUGUCAUAGCUUUCCUUAUUGGCAAAUACUAUUUAUUUACAUUAGCUCCCCCCACAAAUAUCUGAUUGGAUCAUGACGUGUUGAAAUCGAUAGCUUCAGUGGUGCCAUAUGGCAGAUGAGCAUAUGACUCCUGCAACUGGCUUUUGACACAAUGUCCCUGGUUUCAAUCUGCCGACCUCACUCUUUUCCCUUUUCCUAUCACAUAUCACAUAGAAAAGCAUUUAUUUUCAAUAAAAAAAUUAAGAAAA
Messenger RNA from Paramisgurnus dabryanus, 2497 nucleotides. Its product is annotated as 5-beta-cholestane-3-alpha,7-alpha-diol 12-alpha-hydroxylase-like. Gene Ontology annotation, molecular function: iron ion binding; heme binding; sterol 12-alpha-hydroxylase activity. Lineage: Eukaryota; Metazoa; Chordata; Actinopteri; Cypriniformes; Cobitidae. The record is from RefSeq and is a predicted model, not a curated record.